This is a messenger RNA of Aureobasidium subglaciale EXF-2481, 1593 nucleotides long. Its product is annotated as glycoside hydrolase family 85 protein. The transcript has a single exon. Lineage: Eukaryota; Fungi; Ascomycota; Dothideomycetes; Dothideales; Saccotheciaceae. The coding region runs from base 1 to 1593 and encodes 530 amino acids. Gene Ontology annotation, biological process: protein deglycosylation. Gene Ontology annotation, cellular component: cytoplasm. The record is from RefSeq and is a predicted model, not a curated record. Gene Ontology annotation, molecular function: mannosyl-glycoprotein endo-beta-N-acetylglucosaminidase activity.
AUGUCAAGGAUACUGCAGCAGUCUCCCUCAAACUCAGGAUAUACCCUGGCAAGCCAGUUGUCCCGCAUUGCCGACUUCUAUGGUUUUGACGGCUGGUUGAUUAACGUUGAGAAGACAUUUCCUAUCGCUGAUUGGAACUUCUCCAAGCUCGAGGGCUUUCUGAAGCAACUCAGUGCAUCAUCUGAUCCUGGCUGCGUCAUCUGGUAUGAUUCUCUCACGGUCAAGAACAGAAUAGAAUACCAAAAUGCUUUGACUGAGCAGAAUAUCAUUCUUGCAAAAGCCGCUGGCUCUGUGCUCACUAACUACGUUUGGACAGAAGACACGGCUACUAAAUCCAGGAUUGCUGCGUUACGACAUGAUAUUGAUCCCGCCAACGUUCUCUGUGGCAUUGAUGUAUGGGCGCAAGGCUCGGAAUGUUCACGCAGAAAGACGUAUCCUAAGGACAUAGGUGGUGGAACAGGCACAGGUCUUGGUGUCUCGAAACUUGCUGAAGUUGGGCUUGGUGCUGGUAUCUUUGCCCCGGCGUGGCCAUACGAGCACUUUGCUUCCUUGUCGGACUCUCAGGAUGUGGAUAGAUCCAUGUGGACAGGUUCUGCUCUGCCAAAAUCUCUGGACUGUGAAUGCGCGUCGAAAAGACGCCAUUUCGUCGAAGGAUACAGAGCCCAUCCCAUACUCGAGAGGGCCCGGGAACAUCCAGCUGGUUCGAAAACAUUCUUCUAUACUGAUUUCACACAAGCAUUCACGAUUCAGAGCGGCCACGAGUUGAGGGGCUCAAUUAACGGGCUCCGUGCGAGCCUCGCGUCUCAGUCCAUAACACCUCGAUGUAUUUCACGCGCCCGCGAUCGGGAUGACAUAUUUGGUCGAUUGGAGUCAUGCCCGAGCAGAUUGUCUCUGUAUGCGCGCACGCCACAAGCAGAAUACACCAAACCCAGGGAAUUGAGCCUUUUUCGUCUUAGUAUACUGGUCUCAGAACGUCUUCUCGUGUCAAUCACCUAUCAAAAGUUUGCGGCAGCCGAUCUAUGGCUUCGUCUUGAUGGGCUAGACAUACGGAUACCUAUCGUGGGCCGAUCACAUGAGCAGAAUACAGUUAUCGAACAAAUACAGGCAGACGGAUCUGGCAGAACGCAUCUCACGGGAUUGUCUCUUUUAUUUUAUGACAAUGUCAAAGUUGCUGUCGGUGAUACCCUGCUCCUGGCAGACAUCAUGCAAAUAUGUGUGAGGCAGGAAUAUCACGCCGCCAGAAGCUACACACUGUCCGAGGUGGUACUGCAGGAAAUUGACGAGGUUACAUCAUGCUUGUCGUGGAAGUUUGACGACGGAGAAGAAGUGCAUGAUGUAAGUCACGCAAGCCGCGAUGGUGAUGGGCUUCCACACAGCAACAUGACAGGACCUUUUAGCUUUUUCAUCAUUGACGUAAAUGGUGCAGAAGUAGGGAGAGCAUAUGCGCUGGAUUUUUUGCUUCAAGAUCUCGAUGACGAAUCGAAAAUUCAGAUCAAAGGGGUUGGAUUUGAUGGUAAGGUGAUAUGUGCGUACAGUGGCAGGUUGCGGAAGCGGCGUCGGCAGGGGUCUAUGGAGAGCUGGCAUGGAGCAUAG